This is a messenger RNA of Akanthomyces muscarius, 1377 nucleotides long. RefSeq lists its product as uncharacterized. The coding region runs from base 1 to 1377 and encodes 458 amino acids. The transcript is spliced from 5 exons. Lineage: Eukaryota; Fungi; Ascomycota; Sordariomycetes; Hypocreales; Cordycipitaceae. The record is from RefSeq and is a predicted model, not a curated record. Gene Ontology annotation, molecular function: succinate-semialdehyde dehydrogenase (NAD+) activity.
AUGGCCGCAUCUACGCAAACCGUUGUCCCGUUGCUCAUUGCCGGCCAGGAGGAAGCUGGCGCCGCGACUUUUGACGUUGUCAGCCCUUAUACGGGCGAGACUUGCUGGAAGGCCGCCGAUGCAACUGAGGAGGAUGCUGUGAGGGCGGUAGACGCCGCGGCGGCGGCCCUCCCUGCCUGGUCGCAGAUGAAGCCCACGGCGAGGCGUGAUGUCCUGCUUAAAGCUGCUGACAUUUUGGAAAGCCGCCUAGAGGAGAAUGCCUCCUACAUGCGCACGGAGAUGGGCGCAGAUGUGGCAGCGUCGCAAUAUUUUGUGGUGCCACUAAGCAUUCGGAUGCUUCGCGAUAUUGCUGGCCGCAUUACCUCUAUCUGUGGUAGCGUCCCAGUCGUUGAGGAGGAUGGCCAGAGCGCCAUUGUCUUUAAAGAGCCUAUUGGUGUUGUUCUCGGAAUUGUUCCCUGGAAUGCGCCAUAUGUCUUUGGCAUCCGAUCCGCCGCCUGCGCACUUGCUGCUGGUAAUACUACUAUCCUUAAGCCCUCUGAGCUCUCACCCCGCUGUUAUUGGGCCAUUGGAAAGGCACUCCAGGAUGCUGGGCUCCCGGAAGGAUGCCUGAAUAUUGUGUCCUGCUCAGCCAAGGCUGCUCCUGCAGUGGUGAACGCUAUGAUUGAGCACCCCGCCGUUCGCAAGAUCAACUUUACAGGCAGCACCGCUGUUGGCCGUAAGAUUGCUGAGGCGUGUGGUAGAAAUCUUAAGCCGUGCCUUAUGGAGCUAGGAGCGGGAUCAUUCUUGAAUUCUGGCCAGAUCUGCAUGUCUACUGACAGAAUUAUCGUGCACGCUUCUGUUGCAGAAAAGUUUGGCGAAGCACUCAAAAAGGCAGCGGCUCAAUCCAGCAACGGCGCUUCCGAAAGGCCAACUCUAGUAUCUGCUGCAUCAAAGGCCCGUGUCCAGAACAUCGUCUCCAAUGCUCUUUCAGCAGGCGCCAAUCUUCUCAUUGGAUCAGCGGACCAGGUCAACGACAAGGGUGUUCGAAUCACCCCUGUUAUUCUCGGCAAGGUGGACAAGAACAUGGCCGUGUGGAAUGAAGAAGCUUUUGCGCCCGUGGCCGCCUGCAUGACUGUCGAGACUGAUGACCAGGCCGUUGCACUUGCAAACCAAGGAGGAUAUGGAUUGUCGGCCGCUGUCUUUACAGAGAACUUGCGAAAGGGUCUUGCCCUCGCCAAGAGAAUUGAGUCCGGUGCCGUACACAUCAACAGCAUGACCAUUCAUGACGAGCCUGUCCUGCCCCAUGGCGGUGUCAAGGACAGCGGAUGGGGCAGAUUCAACGCCAACAUGGGACUGGACGAGUUUCUUGUUACCAAGACCGUCACAUGGAAGGAUUGA